CGUGACCCCAGCUGGGCCAAUGAGCGGCGGCGGGAGGUGAAAUCCGGUUCUAACCGGUCCGGGGCUCCCAGCGCUAUAAAAACUUUAUAAACCCCCCGGAGCCCGAGCAGUGUGAAGAAGAGGCGAGAGCGACCCCUGGACUGGCCAAAGCCACGCGCCACUGCAUCCCCGUGUCCAGCGCGUACGUCCCGCCGCCGUCGCCACCAUGCCCAAGAGAAAGGCUGAAGGGGAUGCUAAAGGAGAUAAAACCAAGGUGAAGGAUGAACCUCAGAGAAGAUCUGCAAGGUUAUCUGCUAAACCUGCUCCUCCAAAGCCAGAGCCCAAGCCUAAAAAGGCCCCUGCAAAGAAGGGAGAGAAGGUACCCAAAGGGAAAAAGGGGAAAGCUGAUGCUGGCAAGGAUGGGAAUAACCCUGCAGAAAACGGAGAUGCCAAAACAGACCAGGCACAGAAAGCUGAAGGUGCUGGAGAUGCCAAGUGAAGUGUGCAUUUUUGAUAACUGUGUACUUCUGGUGACUGUACAGUUUGAAAUACUAUUUUUUAUCAAGUUUUAUAAAAAUGCAGAAUUUUGUUUUACUUUUUUUUUUUUUAAGCUAUGUUGUUAGCAUACAGAACACUUCAUUGUUGUUUUUUGGGGGAAGAGCACAUGUCACUAAUAGAUUGUCUCUGAAGCUGGAUUGACAUGGGAAAAAAACACCUUUCCCGUCUGGUUUUGAGAGACUUUCUCUUGGUUCCCAGGAAGGAGGGGUUCCUUGAUGUUGACACACAGUAGCCACCUUGGCACAAACGCCUUGUGGUGUGGAAAAACUAAAAUUAGUUUUUAUGUUCUCUUCUCCCUCUCCACCUUCAGCAUAGACUUGACUCCCUUAAACCCAGAGACCUGUUGGAACCUGACCCCCCAAAAUUGGUUACCAGUAUGUCAGGCAAUCUGGACUUUGCAUUGUCACCACUGAGAUGGCGUCCCUCAAAAGAGCAGCGGUUCCUUUUUUAGAUUGUGGAUCUUCAGAUUGAUACUUUUGCCAUUUUCAUUUCCAUUUCCUGAAAGUCAGGGUCGGCUUGUGAAAAGUUGUUAAACAACAUAACUAAAUGUGAAAUGUCAACCCUCACUCUAAACUUUCCCUGUUCAGAGCAUCACAUGAAGACUUCAUGGGGUUUUAUAGUGGCUUUCUGAUUUUGGUAGUCCAUUGCAAAAGGGAGUUUGAAAGUUGUUGUAUACUGUUAACGAUUGUCUGCCCAUGUCCUGCCUGAAAUACCAUGAUUGUUUAUGAAAAGUAUCUUUAAUAAAGCUGGAUACAGUUUGACUUGGAA
Molecule: messenger RNA, 1305 nt
Organism: Kogia breviceps (pygmy sperm whale)
Lineage: Eukaryota; Metazoa; Chordata; Mammalia; Artiodactyla; Physeteridae
Gene: HMGN2
Product: high mobility group nucleosomal binding domain 2
Biological process (GO): chromatin organization
Cellular component (GO): chromatin; nucleus
Molecular function (GO): nucleosomal DNA binding
Source: RefSeq, a predicted model, not a curated record